UCCAUAAUGAUACAACUGUAUCAUGCUUAAAGAAGUAGUUGAAUUUGAAUAUAAAGCAAUGAUAAAUGACAGAAAAACUACUGACAAUUUUAGUCCUAAAGAAACUACACCAAAGGCUACUGGUUCAAAAAUAAAUGCACUCAUGGGUAAAAGACUUUUGGCUCUUUUGGAAAGGGUGUCAUCUGAAAGCCAAUUGUAUCCACGAUCAAUGGCAGAAGGCUUGGAAAUAUCAAGAUUGUAUCAUACUUUGAUGGAGCAAUCAAAGGAUCAAAAUACUACAUUAUCACCAACAAAUUCAACAGAAACAACUUUAAAUCAAACAUCAAAUUUUAUCUUAGUGUGUUUAUUUUUGUAA
This is a messenger RNA of Gordionus sp. m RMFG-2023, 355 nucleotides long. RefSeq lists its product as uncharacterized. The record is from RefSeq and is a predicted model, not a curated record. Bases 23 to 355 code for a protein of 110 amino acids. The transcript is spliced from 3 exons. Lineage: Eukaryota; Metazoa; Nematomorpha; Gordioida; Chordodea; Parachordodidae.